UCUGGGUGCCCCCCUGGGAGUUGGUGCCCUACGCAGAGUGCAUACUCUGCGUAUAGGGAGUGUCGGUACUGGUGCCAUUAAUAUAUUCAACUGACAUUUUAAGGCAUCAACCCCCUUCUGUCAGCUCAUAAUGUACUUAUGUUACAUAUAUAGAAGAGUUGCAUUAAAUACAAAAUCCUCUAGAGGAGACAGUUGGAAGCAUCUUACCAAAUCUGACCUUAGCACAACUACAAAAUAUAAUUUCUUUGCAUAUAGACCUGAGAUCACACUUGUACGUUGUACAAUGGUUUUUUUAAUGCAAUAGAGCAAUAUUUAUAACUUUAUGCUCCCUUCUUGUCUUCACAAUCUAGGCAUGAAUGCAACUGUACGAAGAAUGGAUCAAAUUAUUAACAUUUUUGCCCCUUUGUCAGUGGGCCAGGUUAUGACCUGGGCUUCCAAUGUAGUCGGCUGUGGCUUCAUUCUUGGCUGGAACCUAGUGUCUCUUCUUGUAGAAUUUAUUUUCCUCUCCAAGGUUUAUCAAAUGGUACCUCAGCUCGCUAUAAAACCCCAGCAACCUAUUGGAGAACAUUAUAUAGAAAGGCAACUGGAACUUUUAAAUGUGCAAGGUAAUUUCCAGUUAAACACUGAAGUAAGGGCACAUAUGGGUACAUAUAGUCAAUAUCAAUACCAUUACUUAAAUAUGGUUCUAUAAGGGGCAGAUUUACUUAAGGACACUAGCUUCCUACUUUACACAGAAUCACAGGCACUUCUGCUGAACAUUUGAUUAACUGCACACAAAUCUGAAAGAAAUUAUUGAGACAAUUGCAGGGCAACAUGUAGGUCUGACCCUAUCAGUAAAGGAGAAGAGGGGGCAUUAUAUACGGGAACACCAGCUUAGAAUGUGAUAGUAUAUGUUUGCAUUAAGGAACAUAGGCCAAAGAGGGAGUGACCCAGUCUGGAAGCAGCAGACUCAGAAACCAUGAAAGAAAUAACCUGGUCUUGUGUUAAGACCACAAGAUGGGGACUUUCUCGAAUGAUUCAAAUUAUACAACCAAUUUUCUUUGGGACAAUUACAUCUUUCCAUUUUUGAUCUUUUAUUAAGGUAAAAAAUAUUUUAUUGAUUUGAAUUCAUUGUCAUGUUAUACAAAUGUGGAAAUGGGGGCAAGGUGGGUUUUGCAGCAGACAAUUCGCCAGACAUUUCUGCAUAAGGUCUAGUAAAUAGCAAUAAGGAGAUCUCAUUUAUCUAAUUUUGUUUGAAUGUUUUGCUCACUAUUUAACAAAAUACACAAUUGAAAUAUACAACCUAACAAAUCUGAAUUGUAACCCUGAUAUUAGUGAAUUCACUUUGCUUCUUUGCAGGAGAUCUGCCUAUCUGUUCAGCUAUAGGUGACUUCAUUAUUGCAUACGAUUCAUUACCAAUAGAAUCACAUGGCGAUCCUCUAACGUAUACAGACGCAGUAAGGGAUCAUGCCUCAGCAAUACAUGCGUGCCUCCAGAAAGUGCGCAGAAUGUUGCGUAUCUGCACAGAUGGCUGGAAAUCCUACUACAGACAGUCGGUUUUCUUGGCGGGUUUGGGACUGGCAUUUCUGUACACAACAGUCCUAGGCUUUGACUGUAUCACUACAGGUUAUGCCUAUACUCAGGGGAUCAGUGGCUCCUUACUCAGCCUUCUCAUGGCAGUAUCAGCUAUCUCAGGAUUAAUGGGCACAUUUCUGUUUACAAGGCUAAGGAGACAUUAUGGCUUAAUGGUCACAGGAAUUAUUUCUAGCUGCCUCCAUGUCUGUUGCUUAAUGCUUUGUGUAUUUUCAGUCUUUGCUCCUGGAAGUCCCUUUGACUUGGGCAUUUUUUCUGUUCUUAUGGGUGUAAACUCCUCUAUAAACAUGGGUGAGCUAGAACAGAGCCAGGUGCAUUUGUAUCCCCCACAUAGGAAUAUGAACCAACCCAUCCUCCCAGAUCGCUCUUCUAUACACUGGACCAACAACACUGUUCUGCUGGAGAAUAUACAUACUGGAGACCAUCCCGAUUCCUAUAUCUCCAUCAUUUUGCUGUUCUUAGGAGUAAUACUAGCAAGAAUUGGCCUUUGGUCUUUUGAUCUGACAGUGACCCAGCUUCUUCAGGAGAAUAUACCUGAAUCAGAACGUGGUGUUGUAAAUGGGGUUCAGAGCUCAAUGAAUUAUCUGAUGGAUCUUGUUCAUUUCAUUAUGGUCAUUUUAGCUCCACAACCUCAGCAGUUUGGACUUCUCGUUAUAAUCUCUACGCUCUUUGUAAUUGCCGGACACACCAUGUAUUUUUCUUACACCAGAAAAUACAAAGCAAUGGAGAAGGAAUAGACUGAUGGUUGUCCCUGGAUGUCUUUGGAUCAUUUCACUAAUGCUGUUUGUAUCAGUUGUAUAGUAUGAUGUUUAGCAUGUAGUGUAAGAUCACUAUGCUAGCCUGUAUUCUCCCGAUAUGUUCCACGUUCUUUAUUAUCAUCAUUUUAUACAUGAUCCACCUCGUACCAUAUACAGAUCAUAUGAAGGUCAGAAAAAAAUAAACCAUGC
Molecule: messenger RNA, 2519 nt
Organism: Xenopus tropicalis (tropical clawed frog)
Lineage: Eukaryota; Metazoa; Chordata; Amphibia; Anura; Pipidae
Product: solute carrier family 40 member 1
Exons: 2
Coding region: 1488-2309 (273 amino acids)
Biological process (GO): transmembrane transport; iron ion transmembrane transport
Cellular component (GO): membrane
Molecular function (GO): iron ion transmembrane transporter activity
Source: RefSeq, a predicted model, not a curated record